UUCACAUCCCAUGAAUCAUUCAAUAACCAUUCUUACUACACAAAUGUCAUUUCUUUUGCUUUUAUUUUUAUACGUAACCACAUUCCAUAAAACAAUUUCUACCAAGGUUUCAUGCAAUGAGAAAGAUCGAGAGAUACUGUUAAUCUUCAAAAAAGGAAUCAUUGAUAGUUAUGGUCGGCUUUCAACAUGGGUAACCAAAAAUGACUGUUGUGUUUGGGAAGGGGUCCACUGUGACAACAUUACUCGAAGAGUUACACAACUUGAUCUAUCACCUAAUUUUAAAGAUGAGCAACCUAAAUAUUUAAAAGGUGAGAUCAAUCUUUGUAUUCUAGAACUUGAGUUUCUAAGUCACUUGGAUUUGAGCUCGAAUGACUUCCAUGUGAUAAGCAUUCCAUCCAUUCAAUACAAUAUCACACAUGCAUCUAAACUUUCCUACCUGGACUUAUCUUGGAAUGAUUACAUUCACAUGGAUAAUCUUGAUUGGCUUUCUCCACUUUCUUCUUUGAAAUAUCUCAGCCUUAGUGGAAUUGAUCUUCAAAAGAAUACCAAUUGGCCCCAAGCAAUAGCUACACUUUCUUCACUAUUAGAAUUACACUUGCAAUAUUCUAAUCUUAACAACCUGGUUCUAAACCAAUCUAUUAAAUUUUUGAAUUUUUCUUCAAUCGUAACACUUGAUUUUUCUCACAACAACUUCACCUCUCAUUUACCUAAUGGCUUUUUUAAUCUAACCAAAGAUAUCACCUAUAUUGACUUUUCUUGGAGCAACAUACUAGGUGAGAUACCUUCAAGCUUGCUAAAUCUUCGUAAUUUAAGACACCUUGAUCUCUCUAAUAACCAACUACUAGGAUCAAUUCCCGAAGGAAUAGGCCAACUAGCACAUAUUCAAUUCCUUGAUCUUUCCAUGAACAUGUUAAGUGGUUUCAUUCCUCCAACUCUAGGAAACCUCUCACACAUAUAUUUUUUAUCUAUUGGCUUUAACAAUUUCACAGGUGAAAUAUCAAACAUAAUAUUUUCUAAACUCUCUAGUAUAACUGUUCUAGACUUGAGUAAUUCAAAUGUUGUAUUUCAAUUUGAGUUAGAUUGGGUUCCUCCUUUUCAACUAUACAGUCUUUAUUUGCCACAUACAAAUCAGGGUCCAAACUUUCCAUCUUGGAUAUAUACACAAAAGUCACUUCAAAUUCUUGACUUAUCAAGCUCAGGAAUUUCCUUUGUAAAUAGAAAUAAGUUUUUGAGCAUUAUACAAGGUAUAUAUGAUCUUUAUUUGUCAAACAAUUCAAUAUCCUUAGACAUAUCAAAUCUAACGCUAAUUAAAGGUGGAAAUUUAAAGUUAGAUCACAAUAGUUUUAUCGGAGGACUUCCAAACAUAUCACCAAUGGCCGAAUUAGUUGAUUUGUCUUACAACUCCUUUUCGGGAUCAAUUCCAGAUACUUGGAACAAAUCAAAAAAAUUAAAUUACAUUAACUUGUGGAGUAAUAGGCUAUCAGGUGAAGUUUCAGUGGACCUCUCUAGUUCUCAUUUAUAUUACAUUAACUUAGGAAAAAAUGAAUUUUCUGGAACCAUUCCUGUCAAACUAUCACAAAACUUACAAGUGGUCAUAUUGAGAGCCAACAAAUUUGAAGGGAACAUUCCAACACAGUUAUUCAAUCUUUCUCAUUUGUAUCAUUUGGACCUUGCACAUAAUAAACUUUCAGGUUCUAUGCCAAAGUGUUUAUACAACUUGACUCAUAUGGUUACUUUUAUUGUGGAAACAUGGUGGUCAGAAAUUAUAAUUGAUUUGUUUACAAAAGGUCAAGAUUAUGUGUAUCAAGUUAUGCCAGAUAGGCGAACUAUUGACCUUUCAUCCAAUAGCUUGUCUGGAGAUUUGCCAUCAGAAUUAUUUGAACUUGUUCAAAUUCAAACAUUAAACUUAUCUCACAAUAAUUUUACUGGAACAAUACCGAAGACAGUAGGAGGAAUGAAAAAUAUGGAGUCUCUAGAUCUCUCUAGUAAUAAGCUUUAUGGUGAAAUUCCUCAGAGCAUGAUUCUCUUGAACUUUUUAGAGUAUUUGAAUCUAUCUAACAACAAUUUAAAAGGAAAAAUUCCUGUAGGAACUCAACUUCAAAGUUUUAAUGCAUCGAGCUUCAUUGGGAAUCUAAACUUGUGCGGAGCUCCUCUAAACAAUUGUACCACAGAAGAAGAAAAUCCUAAAACUGCAACACCAUCUAGAGAGAAUAAAGAUGAUGGAUCUAUAAAAGAAUCAUUAUAUCUUGGUAUGGGAGUUGGAUUUGCAGUAGGUUUCUGGGGAAUUUGUGGUUCUUUGUUUCUUAUCAGAAAAUGGAGACACACAUACUUUCAGUUUGUUGAUGGAGUGGGUGACAAGCUCUAUGUAACUUUGAUGCUAAAGUUAAAUAACUUCCAUAGAAAUUGAGCUCAUCCCUAUUAGGUGGACACUUAUUUUGUUUUAGUUUACUGUUUUAUUAUUAGUUUGUUAGAAUAAGACCUAUUCUUUAACAGAAAUAGGAUUUGUUAUCUAUGUUACUACUAUGUAGGCAUGAAAAAGUACUAUUUGUUAUUUCAUUUGUUUGUAAAAUGGUUUAUCUAUUAGUCACUGAUUAAUGGAAUAAACAUCACAUUCCUCUACUUACCUUUUGAAGCUUUGUUAA
Messenger RNA from Vicia villosa (hairy vetch), 2642 nucleotides. RefSeq names its product receptor-like protein EIX2. The record is from RefSeq and is a predicted model, not a curated record. Bases 11 to 2407 code for a protein of 798 amino acids. NCBI's taxonomy places the organism in Eukaryota, Viridiplantae, Streptophyta, Magnoliopsida, Fabales, Fabaceae. Gene Ontology annotation, molecular function: protein binding. The transcript has a single exon.